AUGUAUUCCCAACAACAAUACUAUCACGAGCAACAACAUCACCAACAAAUGAUGAUGGCUCAGCAACAACAAGCCUAUAAUCCUCAACAAGUUGUUGUUGUGCAAACUACAACUACUACUUACCAUCAACAGCCAAUGUAUCAACAAUACAAUAUGUAUGGCCAAUAUAAUACGAUGGAACAAAACUAUGGUACGAUUAAUACAAACUAUGAACAACCAAGAUCAUUAGAUACUUUGCCAUUCUUUACAACAACUGAGUCGACUGAUAGUCACAGUGACUUUGUUCCUCCUCCAUUGUUCAAUUUUGAUAACUUGAAUGUGGAAGCCCUUAUUCAACCAACCUAUCUUCCAAUUGCAACCACUCAAAUCAAUAAUGAGGUUACAAAUACCAAUAACGUUAUAACCAACAAUACUACCAUUAAUAAGACCAAUAUUGUCAAUACUGAAAUUACAAAUAACACUACAACCAUUAAUAACAAUGUUACAAAUCAAACUAAUAAGAUUAACAAUGUUGCCAACACUAAUAAGCAAGUUGUAAAAACAGUGGAAAAGAAGUCUGUCGUUAACAAUCAAAAUACUACAACAAACACUGUUAACAAUCAAGUUAUCAAUAAUGUCACAACCAACAAUAUCUCAAAAACCGUUAAUAACUCUGUCACUGUUAACGACACUACAGUUAAUAUUCAAAAGAAUCAUAAUAUCCAAACAGUAGAAACUUCUGAAAAUAAUAAGAAAAAUGUUACCACCAAUGUUAGCGAAACAACAAAGGCUUCUGUCACAGUCCCAACCGUAGAUCAAACUAGUAAGGUCACCACUAGUAAGACUGUUGAAAAGAACACUACUAUUGUGAAUAACAGUGUUCCUGUUACUACCACUACAAGUACUCAAAAAACCGUAACUAGACCUCAAUCAGCAACAAAAACAAUUACCAAUGCAACUACAAAUGUUGUCAAUAAUCAAACAACAAAUGUUGUUAACUCAAAUACCACCAAUACUGUUGUUAAUAAUACAGUUAAUGUCACAAACAAUACAACAACCACAGAAAACACCAAAACAUUAGUCAGAACAAAUACACAACCAAAACCAAUCAGCCCAAGACCUACAAGUCCUGCAGGAAAGAAGGUUGUCGAAAACAAUUCCACUAUUGUUAACAAUAAUGCAUCCAACGUGGUUAAUAAUACUGUUACCAAUACCACUAAGGUUGUUGAAAAUAACACUGUUAUCAAUAAUAAUUCGACCAAUGUAAAAACAAUUGAUACCAAUACUCUUCAACCAACCACAACAACUCCAAGAAGACCAGUCAGUCCAAGGUUGAGUAAUACCACUACUGCUACUAACACUGUUAAAGCUGUAAAUCAAGUUGUUGAAAAUAAGGCUGUAGUUAAUAAUAAUCAGACAACGAAUGUUGUUAAUAACACAACCAACAAUGUUGUCAAUAACAACACAACCACUAGUACUGAAACCACCAAGACUUUGGUUAGAACAAAUACUCAACCAAGACCAAUUAGUCCAAGACCUCCAAGUCCUUCAUGCAAUAAGGUUGUUGAAAACACGUGCUCUAACGUUGUUAAUAAUUCUUCUAAUGUUGUAAAUAAUGUGACCAAUACAGUCACCAAUAAUACUACAACAAAUGUUGUCAAAAACACAAACAUUGUCAACAAUACCAAUGUUGUCAAUAAUAAUACCAGUACAACAUCUCAAAAUACCAAGACUUUGGUUAGAACAAAUACUCAACCAAAACCUAUUAGCCCAAGACCAAUUGUGGAAACUAAUUGCUCCUCAGUUGUUGAAAAUAAUUCAUGUAAGGUUGUUGAUAAUGAUUCAACUAAGGUAGUCAAUAAUUGCUCAAAUGUAGUUAACAAUGUCUCAACAACAGUAACCCAAAAUGUUGUUACUAAUACAGUAACAAACAUUACUAAUACCACAAAUACAGUGAUUAGUAACACAAAGGUCGUUGAAAAUAAGACUGUUAUUAACAAUGACUGCACAAACGUAAAGACCAUUGAAAACAACACCAAUACUUCAACCCUUCAAGCAACCACCACAACUCCAAGAAGACCUGUCAGUCCAAGAGUCAAUAGCUCUGCUAAUGUAACAAGGACAGAACAAAACGUUGUUCAAAACUCUGUGACUAACAAUGUUACAAAUAAUGUCACAAAGAAUGUCGAAAAUAAUACUAUUGUAAAGAAUGAAUCAAAUUGUGUUAAAACAGUUACUAACAAUACAAAGGUUGAAAACAAUACACUCCAAAACACCACCACAACUCCAAGAAGACCAGCAAGCCCUUCCCCUCAAACCACCACCAAUUCAACUAGUAACACUGUUACAAAAACUAUUGUCAAUAACACUACAACAAACAGUAAUACUACCAUUAUUAAUAACAAUGUUGUCAAUAAUACCUCUAAUCAAACAUCCAACACAACCAAAUCCGUCAAACUUGAAAGUACAGUUAACAAUAACCAACCAACUUCAAUUACAGCAACCAAAACAGUGGAAACCAAUACAAGUAUUGUUAAUAACAAGGCACCUGUCUCCACAACCACCACAACUCAAACUGCCUCAAUUACAAGACCACAAAGUGCCACUAAGACGGUAUCAAACACUACAACUGUAACCAAUAACCAAGAAAUUAACAAGACCAUUGUGAACAAUACCACCAAUAACAUUAUUAAUAAUACUAUUAUUGAAAAGAAUAUUACCAAUAAUGUUACAAACAAUGUUGUCAAUAACCAGACAGUUAACAAGUCUAUUGAACAAAAUAAUAACUCAACUGUAGAAUGUAUCAAUAACAAGAAAUGUAACAUUACUAAUACAGUUGAAAAGGUCAAUGUUAUUAAUAAUGUUACUUCAAAUGUUACAAACAAUAUUACUCAUGUCACUAACACAACCAACACUGUUACCAAUAAUGUUAUUAACAACACUAAUGUGAUCAACAACUCCACAGUUAAUAAGAAUGUUAGUGAAACAAACAAUUCUUCCAAGUGCAUUACAGAUGAGACAAACAUUUGCAAUAAUAAGGCUAUCACCAACCAAACCAACAAGUGCUCCGUUGAAAAUAGUGAAAGAAAAUGGGUAAUUGAAGUUACAAUUACCAACUUUAAAUCAAACUUUUCUCACUUGAUGGGAGUUUCUCCUCUCUAUUCUUCAACUUUACAAACUUUGGAGAAGUAUCAAGCCAAUCUCAUGAAGACUCUUGAAUUGGCAACUGGAGAUAAUACUCACAAGUUUAUGACUUUGGCCAAUCAAAUCGAUUCUGAAUUUGAAAAGAAUAUAGGUUGGUUGACUAGAACAAUUGUCAUGCUCGAAAGAGAAAAGAUUGCGUUCAACAACUGGACUGAUAACCCUAAUAUUCCAAAAUUUUUGUCUAUGAAUGUUGAACAACUCAUUGAGGAGUGUAGAAAGCUACCUUCUGAUCCAAAAUUUGAUUCAUCAGUCAAGACUCUUAUUGAAUACUUCCAAAAGUAUGGCAAAUUAGUACAAUACUUGGUUCUUUUAAGAUAUUAUUAUACUAGUAUCCAUAAAAAGUAUGACGCCCCAAAGGUUGUCCUUGAAAGAACUACAAGAUGUGGAGUUUCAAAGAUGUAUUCGGACAAUGAUUUUGACUUUACUGUUGAUUCCCUCAAGGUCAGUGUUGCCUAUUGGUUAAGGCCUUGUCAAUUCAGUGAUAAGCCAAUCUUGGUUGAUUCUGCCGCUGGUAUUGAAGUAAAGAAUAUCAGAAAGGGUCUUAUCAACAAUGCCUAUUUUAUCUCUGCACUCUAUGCCAUUUCAUCAAAGAGACCAGAAAUUAUCAAGAAUAGUUUUGUUGAAACUGAUUUUGUUACGGGAAGACAUACCAUGAAGCUCUACAAUUCUAAUGGUCACCAAAAGUUUGUUUCAAUUGAUGAUAGCAUUCCUAUUGAAUAUUUGGGUAAGCCUAUUGGUGCCAUCUCUGGAAAUCCAAAUGAAUUCUGGGUGCAAUUGUUAGAAAAAUCUUACGCAAAACACUUGGGAGGUUAUCAUAUGUAUUGCCAUGGUGGUAGACCCCAAGAUGCUCUCCAAUCAUUGUUUGGAACGAAGAUUAGCUUUGAAACCAAGUUAGGAAGUAGUUGCGACGUUUCAUCUGUUUGGUCAAGAGUCGUUUCAGAAUUCAACAAUGGAAAUCUCCUUCUUGUUUCAAAUACUAAGGGCUACAAUGAAAUUACUGAAAAUGAUUGUCAUGCUUAUAUUGUCCAACAAGUUGUUGAAGUAGAAGAUGAUAAUAAGGUUGUUCACAAGCUUGUAAAGUUAUUCAACCCAUGGGGUUUCGCUUACAGCUCAAAUGAGCAAUUAACUGAGAAGGCAUAUGCUUGCAUGGAAUGGAAAGGUAAAUACUCUGACAAUGAUUCAUCAUGGAAUGAAUCACUCUUGAAAAAACUUGAUGUUAAGAGUGCUAAUGAUGGCAUAUUUUGGAUGUGUUGUGAAGAUUUCUGUCGUCACUGGACUGAGGUAGUAUCUGUUACUCUUCCUCGUGCUAAGUAAAAAUAAUUUAGAAUAAAUUAUAUUUCUG
This is a messenger RNA of Naegleria gruberi, 4525 nucleotides long. RefSeq names its product calpain family cysteine protease. Gene Ontology annotation, molecular function: calcium-dependent cysteine-type endopeptidase activity. NCBI's taxonomy places the organism in Eukaryota, Heterolobosea, Eutetramitea, Acrasida, Naegleriidae. The record is from RefSeq and is a predicted model, not a curated record. The coding region runs from base 1 to 4497 and encodes 1498 amino acids. The transcript has a single exon. Gene Ontology annotation, cellular component: cytoplasm. Gene Ontology annotation, biological process: proteolysis.